CAGUCUCAUGUCCAGAGUAACCAAUCGGGAUGUCUGGAAACUCCUUCUGGUACUCCUAUUGGUCAGAACAGAAAAAGGGACUCAUUUUUUUUUUUUAUAAUUACUGUGUGUUGCCGUUAGCAUAAGGAUGGAUGCUUUACCGUGAUGACACGCAGGUUGAUGUCCUCAGGUUCGAGUGGGUAUGUACUGGUACACUGCAGGAUACAGAAAUUCUGAUUGUCUUUCUUUACACUCUCAUAGACUCUCCUCAUUGUCUCCAUAGACUGCAUACCACUGGAGACCACCAUGAGCCGACCUGAAUGGAGGGAACGAUAAUUAUAACUAGAUUGUAGUUUCAGAACAAUAAACACACUGUUUAUUGGCAACUCCUCACGUCACUUCCGGUGGUACGCACGCUGAGACGCUAGCCUAGUAGUUUGUUUGUAGCCUUUAGCUAAAUAACUUUUUAUAUACGUAUGUUUUAAACAUAUAAUUUAUACGUUAAUCUUCCGUGUGUUGUUGAUUUAGUUUUAUUUUGUUUAUCGUAAAAAAGCGCUUGUGUUUACUAACGUAAAUUCGUGCUGUGUUGGAAACUAGGAAACUUCUGCUACCGGCAUCCGAACGAAGCCCGGUUUUGUUUGUUUUUGUACUUCAGCGCAUAAACAUCAUAAUUAUCCAGAAUUAAAACCGUUUUCGGUCCGCACGAAGCGCGUUUGUGUUUGGUUGUGUUCUGUAUUUCAGCUCUUAAAACACCUCUGUUUUGUGAGGAGUUAUAACCGUUUCUGUUCGUAGGAAGCGCGUUUAUUUGUUUUGUACACCAGCGCAUAACACCGUUUUCCUUUAGAAUUACAGCCGCUUUUGUCCGAACGAAGCACGUUUGUGUUGGUUUGGUUGGUGGUUUUUGUAUUCCAGCUCAUCAUCGCCUGUUUCAUCCGGAAUUAAAGCCGUUCUUCUGUGACUACCAGCAGAAGCGCCGGUGAAUCCAACAUAAACAUCAUCUCCAACUCAUCUUGUAAAGCUAAGUAUAUUUCUUUGUUGUUAUGGCCCCAGCAGGAGCGCUGUAUCCAUGUUCCGAGUGUAAUAUGUUCAGUUAUUCCUUCUCCGUGUUUAGUGAUAACUUUACAUGUGAUAAGUGUAGAUUAGUGGUUAGUCUAACGGAGAAGAUCUCAGUGUUAGAAGGGCGCAUUCGGGCGUUAGAACAGACUACUACUAGUGAGGGCUUAGAUUCAGCUGUAGCAGUCCCGAAUGCCAGCAGUUCAGGUACAGAACCCCAGACUCCGGCAUUAGAGCCCUCACAGCGGGGCGACUGGGUGACGUCUCGGCGACAUAGUCGUAGGGAAAAGCACCGACCAUCUCAGUUGCACGUGUCCAACAGGUUUUCCCCACUCAGUGAGCCACCCGCUGAGAAGCCUGUUAAUGUAAGUGCUCUGGUUAUAGGAGAUUCUCAGCUCCGACACGUGCGUAUUGCAACCCCCAUAGAGACACCAGCAACCAUAGUCACCUGUAUUCCGGGGGCCAGGGCGCCUGACAUCAGAGCAAACCUGAAAGUGCUGGCUAAUGCUAAUCGUAGAUUUUCGAAGAUUGUUAUCCACGUCGGCACUAAUGAUGUUCGUUUACGGCAGUCUGAGGUUACUAAGAGUAAUGUUAAAGAGGUGUGUGAGUUAGCUAGGUCGAUGUCUGAGGCAGUAGUGUGCUCUGGCCCCUUACCGAUUCGACCCAGUGGCGAAACCUACAGCAGGUUGUUGUCGCUGAACCGCUGGAUGUCUAAAUGGUGCUCAGAAAACUGCAUCGAUUUUGUAGAUAACUGGUCCACCUUUGAGGGAAGGCCUGGUCUUUUGAAGCGGGAUGGUGUCCACCCCACGUGGGAGGGUGCUGCUCGCAUUUCUUGCAGCAUAGGUGACAGGCUUUACCACCGCGUUAGUGUAGCGGCAGAUAGUGUUAAAUGACUAUCCAGAGCCAAGACCAGGCAGCAGACUAACAGGCCUAACCGACUGUCUGCGAGUCGCCAUCGGACGUCACCCGGAAUCCUUAGGUCACAAACCAUUGAGACUGUGUCUGUUUACCGUGGCAGGUGUAAGCCAAAACAAAAUCAAAAAGUAUGUCAUAAUAACUUAAUUAAAAUUAAUCUAAAUGAGCAUCAUGAAAACCCUAGUAAAGUUAAACUAAAGUUAGGACUUCUAAACAUCAGGUCACUUGCAUGCAAAACAGUAAUUGUAAAUGAAAUAAUUACAGAUAAUUGUCUUAGUGCCCUGUGUUUAACCGAGACCUGGGCUAGACCUGAUGAGUAUCUAAGUUUAAAUGAAGCAUCUCCUCCGGGUUACAGUUAUGAACAUAAGCCACGUCUUAGCGGUCGUGGUGGAGGAAUAGCCGCAAUUUAUGAUAAAGACAUAGGUCUUACUGUAAAAUCAUCUCCCAUAACAAACUCGUUUGAAGUUCUUAUCUCUGACAUAACCAAUAAAUGUUCAUCUGAUAAAAAUAGUAUGUUUAAACUGGUUACUGUUUAUCGACCCCCUGGUCCUUACUCAGAAUUUCUUAAC
Trichomycterus rosablanca is the source of this 2516-nucleotide messenger RNA. RefSeq lists its product as uncharacterized. NCBI's taxonomy places the organism in Eukaryota, Metazoa, Chordata, Actinopteri, Siluriformes, Trichomycteridae. Bases 1020 to 1925 code for a protein of 301 amino acids. The record is from RefSeq and is a predicted model, not a curated record. The transcript has 2 exons.